Molecule: messenger RNA, 578 nt
Organism: Coccinella septempunctata (seven-spotted ladybird)
Lineage: Eukaryota; Metazoa; Arthropoda; Insecta; Coleoptera; Coccinellidae
Exons: 3
Coding region: 83-571 (162 amino acids)
Source: RefSeq, a predicted model, not a curated record
GAACACUGGAUCGAGAUCGUCCAGCGUUAUAAGCUGUUCGAGUCCAAGAGCAUUUGGACCAUCGAGAUUUUACGAGAAAAUCAUGAUCCGAUUAGAAAGUAUUUCUGAAGAAGUAGCGCAGAAUACUUAUCGCACUCAAGAAAUUCUCAGAAUCUUGAGCAAUAAUCAGAUUAAUCAAAUGGCGAAGCCCCCGGAGUUUCCCAAUAUGCCUCUUAAGAAGACUCGUGAUCUGAAGGCUUUGGAAGAAAAGCUCGAUGAACCACUUUAUGCCGAUUAUUUAAGAAAAAGACUGGCGACAUUGGGUGGCAAUACUAUAAAACACGCCACAACGAAUAUGAUAAGAUACCUCCUGACAAAUAGAUGUGCCAGAAAAUUCAGUUGGGCUGGCCAAAAAUCGAAACAAUCGUUUCAAUCUUUAAAAUGCUGCAGAAUAUUGAUUGAGGCUGUAUAUGUUCUUUUUGAACGCGAAGCGCAAGCAGACUUGAAUGAUGCCGUCAUAAAACGGACCAUUCAAGACUGGUUGAGACUAGCAAAUCAACGCUAUGAAUAUGAAAGGAAUAAAACCAAAUAAGUGAUAA